Molecule: messenger RNA, 2272 nt
Organism: Limulus polyphemus (Atlantic horseshoe crab)
Lineage: Eukaryota; Metazoa; Arthropoda; Merostomata; Xiphosura; Limulidae
Product: amine oxidase [flavin-containing] B-like
Exons: 8
Molecular function (GO): oxidoreductase activity
Source: RefSeq, a predicted model, not a curated record
AAAAGGUGUUAUUAAACUCGCAAGUAUACGAGCUGAAGCAGUCAGAUAUUGAUGUGACAGUAACAACAACAGAUGGCAGGUCAUACAAAGCAAAAUACUUGAUUAUGGCUAUACCCCUUCCGUUACAAAUGAAGCUACACUAUGACCCACCUUUACCACCUCUAAGAAACCAGUUGAUCCAGAGAACUCCUGUUGGAUGUGUAAUAAAAGCCAAUGUUUACUAUAAGAAGCCAUUCUGGAGAGCAAAAGGUUUCAAUGGGUUCCUAGCAUGUCGAGAUGGACAACUGGUAUUGGGGAAUGUGUUAGAUGAUUGUAGAGAUAACCUUCCAUUGGCUGCAGUCACGGUAUUUGUGUUUGCCGACCAUGCUAUUAAGAUGCAAGGUCUUUCGAAAGAAGAAAGAAUGAAAAUCAUAGCUCAAGACCUAGCUAAGGCUUAUGGAUGUGAUGAGGGCUUACAGCCAGUCCACUAUGAAGAGAAAAACUGGCUAGGAGAACAGUAUUCAGGAGGGUGUUAUGUGUCAACUUAUCCUCCAGGUGUUCUCAGCAGAUAUGGAAGGACAAUAAGAAAACCUUUCAACUUAGUCUACUUUGGUGGAACAGAGACCGCAACUUCUUGGCCUGGUUACAUGAAUGGUGCAGUACAAGCAGGAGAGAGAGCUGCACGAGAGGUUCUUCAUGCCCUGGGCCAUAUUUCUUACUCAAGUAUUUGGAAGGAGGAACCAGAGAUCAAGGAGGUGCCAGCGAAACCAUUCCAAUUAUCAUUUAUUGAACGCCAUCCUCCAUCUUUCAGAACUAUCAUAAGUUUUAUUGGCCUUUCAACUGUUGGUUGUAUUAGUGCAACAUGUUUUUUACUGUAUAGAUAUCUAUAUAAGCCAUGAACUGUUGAUACUCCUACUUUGCUCUAACACUGUUCUGUGUAUAUCUUGGGUGCUUUUUGACCUCUCAACUGCUAAUGCUGCUGAAUAUCUAUAUAAGUCAUGAAAUGUUGAUGGUUUAAUCUCAUGAUCUUACCUGGUUCUAACACUGCACUUUGUAUAUCUUGGUUGCUUCUUGACCUCUCAAGUAUUAAAGGAGUUCUUUUUCUUAAUAUUGUACAUUAUAAAGGAAAGUCAUUUUGUUCCAAAAGCUGUAUUAUUUCUAAUUCUGUUUGACAUAUUUGAUAAAACAGUGAACUUGUGCAAAUUCAAACCUAUUUAUAUUAAAAAAGAAUUUCAUUAGGAUUUUAAAACUGAGUUGAAACCAGGGACAGUUGUACAAUUUUAACCAUAGGAACAGAGAACAUGUAGUUCAAUUGUUAAGUGCUGUACUUGUUUAAUUGUAACCAUAGAAACAGAUCUGAAAUUUGAAUUAUAGAACAGCUGUACCUGUAUGAUUGUAACCAUAGAAACAGAGACAAUUUAAAAUUAAGACAUCUGAUUGUUACAAAUAAUACAAACAAAAACUUUAACUGAAAUUUGGAGCAGUUGUGACAGUUUCAAGUAUUUAUUUCUACCAGAGGUAAGUAAGUUUAAUAAGCAUGUAAGAAAUUUGUUUCACAUAAAUGACAUAGACUGGAUGUUUUAGACUUUACUACAUAAAAUUCGAUAAACUUAUCACUAUAACUUAAGUAAAUUUAAGGCUCACUUUAAAUAAAUAAUUAUGGCAGGUUUAUAGAUAAUUGAAGCAUGCAGAUGAAAUCUUUCUAAGAAUAUACAAGAAAAAUAAUAACUUGCACACUUCUGUAGACUUGUGGAAAAUGUACCAAACUUCACAGUUGUACACAAGAAAGAUAAUAACUUACACACAUCUGGAGACUUGUGGAAAAUGUACCAAACUUCACAGCUGUACACAAGAAAGAUAAUAACUUACACACAUCUGGAGACUUGUGGAAAAUGUACCAAACUUCACAGCUGUACACAAGAAAGAUAAUAACUUACACACAUCUGGAGACUUGUGGAAAAUGUACCAAACUUCACAGCUGUACACAAGAAAGUUGAUAUCUUACACACAUCUAAGGGCUUGUGGUUUUGCAACUGCUUAGAAGAAAGAUAAUAACUUACAUCUAAACACUCGUUGGAACAGUGAACUUUAUUUAUUUUAAACAUACAACCAACUGGUGACAAAAUAAUUGUUUAGGUAGAAUAAUAUUUUCAUUGCCACUGAAAUAAUGUGCAUCUCUUGGAUUGAUCAAACAAAAUUCACUUUAUUAUAAGAUCUCUUUUAAUUUUCAGUGUAAAAUGUCAAUAUUUGUAUUUAAUAUACAGAAAACAAAUGUUACAGGAAAUAACUUCCA